Triticum dicoccoides is the source of this 2269-nucleotide messenger RNA. RefSeq lists its product as uncharacterized. The coding region runs from base 291 to 1451 and encodes 386 amino acids. The record is from RefSeq and is a predicted model, not a curated record. The transcript has 5 exons. NCBI's taxonomy places the organism in Eukaryota, Viridiplantae, Streptophyta, Magnoliopsida, Poales, Poaceae. Gene Ontology annotation, molecular function: protein binding.
UUCUCAAAAAAAAAGGGGGGGGAAAGAAACAAGCACCGCCGUCUAAAAAGGGCUCGCCGUCGUCCCCAUUUCCGGCACUCUUACAUGCAGAUGCAGGAUCCUCCGCCGCUGACGGGGGAAACCCCAGACCUGAUGGUGACUGAUGUAUCCCAGGUGGAUCGAUUGCUCCAAUCUGCAACCCAAAGGGCUCACCCUGGCAGCAAGAUGACGAUUUUCAAAGUGACUGUGUCGAAGCAAUACGAUCGUUGGGCGACCUUCCAGAGGAUAUCUGUCGACGUAUUCAUGCCCGAAUGCCACUGCGAGAUGCUGCCCGCUUGGCUUGUGUAUCACACAAAUUUUGGAGAUCAUGGAGAUGCUAUCCCAAGCUUGACUUACGUCAGGAAACACUAGGUUUGAAUGGAGAUCUCAUCAGUAAAGUUGACAGUAUUCUGAAAAAUCACUCGGGCGUUGGCUUGAAGGAACUAAAUAUUGAACUUUCUAGCUGUGACAAGGUUGAUUCUUGUUGUAUCAGUAGUUGGCUUCGUAUUGCUGUUACAGCAGGAAUUGAAGAACUCAGCCUUUUUCUGCCUCAUAUUCCUGAGGAAGAAGAAAACUAUUUCCCAUGCUCACCUUUACUUAAUGGGAGUGAAAACUCAAUUCGGUAUCUUGACAUAGGCAUCUGUGCCUUUCGUCCCACGGCUGGGCUUGGUCAUUGGAGUAGCUUGACAAGGUUAUAUCUGAGUAAUGUGCGGGUUGCUGACGAUGAGCUAGAGGGCCUUCUUUACAGUUCUGAUGCAUUGGAGCAUUUGGGAGUCCUGAAUUGCCCCGAGAUAGUUUGCCUGAAGAUACCUUGUCUGCUGCAGCGGCUUAGGCUCCUGACAGUGUCUUUAUGCAGAAAUCUGCAAGUGAUAGAUUGCAAUGCUCCAAAUAUCUCCAUUUUUCACUUCUCUGGUAACUUAGUAUCGAUUUUCUUCGAAAGUGCAUUGCAAGUAAAGAAUGUUGAAAUGGAUUGUUUAGAAUCUGGUCAGUCCAACAUUGUCUUGCAUGCUCGGACCAAGCUUCUGUCCUAUGCGCCAAAUGUUGAAACACUUGCCAUAUCCUCGCCUAAUGAAAUGAUCAGUACACCAAUGCUACCUAGCAAAUUCCUCUGCCUCAAGUACUUGCAUAUUUCUCUAAUUGGAGAUGAAGCUAUUUCACCAGCUUAUGAUUACCUUUCUCUGGCUUCUUUUCUUGAAGCUUCUCCUUGCCUGGAGACAUUCAUCUUGGAAGUGCGGCAGCCUUACAUGAAGCAUGAUUCAGUUGUCGAGGAUUCCUCGCACCUAAGAUGGCUACCACAGCAGCGUCACAACAGCCUAAAGAGUGUGACAAUCGUCGGCUUCUGCUCCGCAAAGAGCUUGGUCGAGUUGACAUGCCACAUUGUUGAGAACGCGGCAUCGCUCGAGCGCCUCACGUUAGACCAAUAUUUUAAAUAGCGCGCUACAAAAUAUAGCGAGGCCCCUCUCUAAAUGCUACACAAGUUAUAGCGCGCUAAUAGCGUGCUAUAUUUGAAAAUAGCAUUUGCAAAAAAAAAAAUCAAAAUAUCUAGAAAUAAAGUAUUUAAGCAACUAAAUUUUUCAUAGGAGCAAGCAAUAUAUGCAUCUGAUAAAAGGAGUGAGAAAGCUAGUGGGAGAAUCUGAUAAAAAGAGUGAGAAAGCUAGUGGUCGUGGGUUGAUUUUGGCCUGCUGGGCCUGUUGGGCUGUGCUUAUUUCAGUUUUGCAUGGUAUGCACGUUAUAACGUUACAACGUUAUAGCGUGUGUAGCGCGCUAAUUACGCGAUUAGCGCCGUAGCGUCUGAUUUUGCCAAAACGUAACGCCUCCUUUCCAAAUAUGCUAUAACCGCGUUAUAACGGCGAAAUAGUGUGCUAUUUAAAAUAUUGCGUUAGACACCACUCAUGGCUGUCAGAGUUCUGGUGGGUGUAGCGUUGAUAAACCUAACAGAUGGUUCUAUACAGAGAGGGGUAUCCUCAUGGCGGCCCCACCUGACCGAUGCCUCCCUAUGGGGGAGGAUAUCCUCAUGGAGUCUCACCGGGCGCGUUUAGCUAUCAGAAGGCAUGUCGAGCGGAAAGUUCCUUCUGGAGUCGUGUUGAAAGUCGUGGAGCCUUGCAGUCGGUGCAUAAUGUUGAACUUUUAGAUGCCUAAUUAGCAUCAUGCCAAACUGUACUGUUUAUGAUGCAUUAUUUUGAACUAUCAGAAUUGCUCAACGAUAGUUAUGUGAAAUUUCAUAUGCCGCUUUUUGUUUCUUAAAUUAUUA